CACAGUUUGUAGAAAUUCUUCCAAAAUCUUCUAAUCAUCUCUUUUAACUGUUUUUUUUUACCUAGCAUUUGUAUAUAAUGGUAAUAAUUAUCUCUAUAUACAGAACACAGACAUAAACUGGAGUAGAAUAAAUAAAAAAUAAACAAUAAAAGAGGGAAAACCAGUUCCACUGACACAGAAUAAAUAAAUAAAGAGACAAUUCAGGUAAAAUAAGGAGGAGCUCCCUGAUAAAACAAUACUGACUGAGCCCACAUUUCAAAUCCCCAAAACUUUAUAAAUAUAAGUCAGGUGCUCUAAAUACACAGGUUAUUUUAUACAUUUUUACACAUUACACAAAAAGUUCCAUGUGAAAAAUUCACUUCAGACUUUUACUGUCCCACAAGAAGAAGAAAUCAUUUUUGCAGCAAGUGGCAUAAAAAACAAAUGCAAGCAAAAAACACAAGAAAAUUAAAAAAACGAAUUAUUCUGGUGGUUCAGUGACUCGUUAAAUAUAUAUAUAUAACUGCUACAUCCCUGUGUCAAGUUCCUGUCACUCUACUGUAAAAUAAAGUCUAAGAAAUACCCUGGAACGGACUGAAUUGAAUAUAAUUGUGGGAUUAAGGGAAAUUGAGUCGAAUAAAGGGAAUAAAUUACAAAAAGCAUAGAUGUAAUGCCUUUGGCGACCAGCAGGAGGUGCUGUUUUAUUAGUAAGAAGAAGCUCCUGGAUCCUGGAUAUCGGCUUAAUCCUCUUAGCUCCUUCCUUAAGUCCUCUUCCUCCACGGAUCACACACUGCACACACCUAAACCUGAGCGCAACUCGCCACCAUGUACAAAACAUCCAACAGUCAGUGGGACAAGGGGAGCGAUGAUGACAAUAGUUCCUUCGGCUCCUCUUUUUGGGAUGACGGAGGGAAGCAGGAGGAUGAGGAGGUGGAGAUUGAACGAGUGGUUAAUGAGGACGACUCCAAACCUGUAGCCGAGGCAGAGGACUCCCUUCAAGAGGAAAACCCUGAGCUGAACAACCAGGGGAACUUCACCUGGGAGAGUUCAGAAGAUGGAAGUGAGGAGGAGGAGGAGGAGGAGGAAGAAGAAGAAGAAUAUGAGGAAGAGGAGGAGGAGGGACAGGAGCAGCAGGUGGUUAAUGAGGAAGACACCAAACCUGUAGUCGAGGGAGAGGACUCUCUCCAGGAGGAAAAACCUGAGCUGACUAACCAGUGGAACUUCACCGGGGAGAGUUCGGAAGAUGGAAGUGACGAGGAGGACGAGGAAGAAGAUGAGGAGGGGGAGGAGGAGGAGGAAGAAGAUGAGGAGGAGGAGGAGGAAGAAGAGGAGGAGGAGCAGCAGCAAGGGGUUAAUGAGGAAGAAUCCAGACCUGUAACUGAGGCAGAGGACUCUCCCCAGGAGGAAAAACCUGAGCUGAACAACCAGGGGAACUUCACUGGAGACAGUUCAGAAAAUAGAAGCAAUGAGGAAGAGGAGGAGGAAGAGGAAAAGUGCAGCAGCAGUUCCAGUAGUCCUGCUCCGAGUCUGAUGACCUCCGGCUAUGGCACCUACAGACCAGAGGAGCAGGAGGGAGGAGACUACAGAGACGACCACUCCAUAACCGAGUUCGACCAGGACAGUCGAGGAGACCUGUCUGAGGCGAGAGACGACGAAGAGGACGAUCGUUCUCUCUGCAGCUUCGGCGGGUUCGACAUCGAGUCCACGACUGAGCCAGAAUACAGCGACACUCGUCCAGUAACUGUGUUAGAGGACAACAAACCUGAAGCUGAUUGUGGACUUGAUAGUCCGUGUGAAGAGGAGAAUAUCACAGAUUUAAAAUCGGACGAUAACGAGUGGAAAUUUGAAAGAUCAGAGGAUCAACACCACGCUGCUGCGAGUGAAGACAGAUUUUUAUCGGAGGACAGGUAUUUGGAUGAUGCGACCGAUUCUGAAGAGGGAAAACAAUAUGAGGAGCUUGAAGAAGAAGUGUGGGAGCUUGAAGAGGAGAUUAAUGUAAAGAAAGAAACCGAGGACAAAGUGUCGCCCGAAGAUCCUGAGGAGUCCUCAAGCAACAAGGACAUCAAGUUCAUCGACUCCAACGUAGAUUCUAGCUGGACGAUGUACGACAAGAUGUUGGAGAGGGAAGGAAACCUCAGGCAGAAGAAGGACGCGGCGAGCUGUCUGGAGGAUCGACUGGCGGAGCUUCAUCUGUCCACGUCCCCUUGUCACGGCUCUGAGACGGAGAACGAAGACGUGACCAGUCAGAGCGACUCACGCAGCUCUGAGCCGGACGGGAUCUCGCUGACCGCUUUCGAAUCCUACAUCAGAGGCAUGACUCGAUCUCAAAGUGAUGGUGACCUUAGGCCCAAACCCAAAUCCUUCAUCCGGCCUGUGAUGAGUCAGCAAACCAUAAAGAAAACUGACCCAGUGGCUAAGUAUUUCCAGUACAAGCAGCUCUGGGAAAUGUUCAAACUCCCUGGAGAGAAAGACAGGAGAGCGCUCCGCUUGGAGAUGAAGGAACGUCUUGCAUACCAGCCUCCACCACCGAAACCUCGGAGAGUUUACGUGCCGAACACCUACAUUGUGCCAACGGAGAAGAAACGCUCAGCGCUCCGCUGGGAGAUCAGGAAUGAUUUAGCAAACGGCCUUCUCCCUCACAAAUUCACUUAUCGAUUUUAGGCCUUUUGCUAUCCUUAUGCCUUU
This is a messenger RNA of Seriola aureovittata, 2664 nucleotides long. RefSeq names its product HYLS1 centriolar and ciliogenesis associated (gene hyls1). Gene Ontology annotation, biological process: cilium assembly. Gene Ontology annotation, cellular component: non-motile cilium; centriole. The record is from RefSeq and is a predicted model, not a curated record. The transcript is spliced from 7 exons. Bases 805 to 2640 code for a protein of 611 amino acids. Lineage: Eukaryota; Metazoa; Chordata; Actinopteri; Carangiformes; Carangidae.